Dicrocoelium dendriticum is the source of this 161-nucleotide messenger RNA. Lineage: Eukaryota; Metazoa; Platyhelminthes; Trematoda; Plagiorchiida; Dicrocoeliidae. The record is from the annotation of a GenBank genome assembly.
AUUAAUGCCGGCACUGAACUGGCGAUGCGUUAUAACGACCAGAGUCCCCUAGAAAAUCAUCAUGCCUCAAUGGCGUUCGAUAUUUUGAGCCAAGAGGACACGAAUCCAUUCGCGCACUUGGAAAAAGCCACUUUUAAAAGAAUACGAGAAGGUAUCAUCAG